UGCUGUGAUGCCCUUCGAUGUUCUGGGCCGCACGCGCGCUACACUGACAGAGCCAACGAGUUCAUCACCUUGGCCGAAAGGUCUGGGUAAUCUUGUUAAACUCUGUCGUGCUGGGGAUCGGGCAUUGCAAUUAUUGCCCGUCAACGAGGAAUGCCUAGUAAGCGCGUGUCAUCAGCAUGCGUUGAUUACGUCCCUGCCCUUUGUACACACCGCCCGUCGCUACUACCGAUUGAAUGGCUCAGUGAGGCCUUCGGAGUGACCGAGGGACAUUGGCGACAAUGACCCAUGGUCGCAAAGUUGGUCAAACUCGGUCAUUUAGAGGAAGUAAAAGUCGUAACAAGGU
This is a messenger RNA of Rubroshorea leprosula, 343 nucleotides long. NCBI's taxonomy places the organism in Eukaryota, Viridiplantae, Streptophyta, Magnoliopsida, Malvales, Dipterocarpaceae. The record is from the annotation of a GenBank genome assembly.